AUGCAAGGAAUCCAGACGACCACCUCUGAGCGGGAGCAGACCCGCGUCGAGCGCAUCGGCGCUCACUCGCACAUUCGCGGCCUGGGACUCGACCCCACCACUCUCGAGCCGAGGGGCAACAGUCAGGGCAUGGUCGGGCAGGGCAAGGCGCGCAAGGCCGCAGGAGUCAUCCUCAAGAUGGUCAAGGAGGGCAGGAUCGCGGGACGAGCGGUGUUGAUGGCGGGUCCGCCGAGUUCUGGCAAGACUGCUAUUGCGAUGGGCAUGGCUCAGUCUCUUGGCAGCGAUGUCCCCUUCACCAUGAUCUCGGCGUCCGAGAUCUUCUCGCUCGAGAUGUCAAAAACGGAGGCGCUGACGCAGGCUUUCCGUCGGAGUAUCGGCGUCCGGAUCAAGGAGGAGAGCGAGAUCAUCGAGGGCGAGGUUGUCGAGAUCCAGAUUGACCGCAGCUUGACUGGCGCCUCGAAGACGGGCAAGAUCACGAUGAAGACGACGGACAUGGAGACGGUCUACGACCUCGGAAACAAGAUGAUCGAUGCGCUGUCGAAGGAGAAGGUCAUUGCCGGAGACGUCAUCGUCAUCGACAAGAGCACGGGCAAGAUCUCGAAGCUGGGACGGUCGUUCACGCGGGCGCGGGACUACGAUGCGAUGGGUGCCGACACGAAGUUUGUGCAGUGCCCCGAAGGCGAGCUGCAGGUUCGCAAGGAGGUCGUCCACACUGUCUCGCUCCACGAGAUCGACGUGAUCAACUCGCGGACGCAAGGGUUCUUGGCACUCUUCGCUGGCGACACGGGCGAGAUCAAGGCCGAGUUGCGGGAUCAGAUCAACAACAAGGUCAGCGACUGGCGGGAGGAGGGCAAGGCAGAGAUCGUGCCGGGCGUGCUGUUCAUUGACGAGGUCCACAUGCUCGACAUCGAAUGCUUCUCCUUCCUCAACCGCGCUCUCGAGACCGAGCUCGCCCCCAUCGUCAUCAUGGCCUCGAACCGCGGCAUUACCCGGAUACGCGGAACGAAGUACAAGAGCCCGCACGGUAUUCCCAUCGACCUCCUCGACCGCGCCUUGAUCAUCUCGACUGGGGCGUACUUGGCCGACGACAUCAAGGAGAUCCUGUCCAUUCGCGCACAAGAAGAGGACGUCUCGCUCGCGCCUGCCGCGCUUGAGAUCCUCACCAAAAUCGGCUCCGAGACCUCGCUUCGCUACGCCAUCCAGCUCAUCACCCUCUCGAACCUUGUUGCUCGCCGACGAAAGGCGGCGCAGGUGGACGUGCCGGACGUCAGGCGUGUAUACACCCUCUUUCUCGACGAGAAGCGCAGUGUGCAGUUCCUCAAGGAGCAGAACUCGCUCCUGAUUGGCGAGGACGGCCAGAUUGGCGGCGGAGCGAGCGUGGACGCGAUGGAAGUCGCGUAG
This is a messenger RNA of Rhodotorula toruloides NP11, 1401 nucleotides long. Its product is annotated as AAA family ATPase Rvb2. The record is from RefSeq and is a predicted model, not a curated record. Lineage: Eukaryota; Fungi; Basidiomycota; Microbotryomycetes; Sporidiobolales; Sporidiobolaceae. The transcript has 10 exons. Gene Ontology annotation, molecular function: DNA helicase activity; ATP binding; ATP hydrolysis activity. Gene Ontology annotation, cellular component: Swr1 complex; R2TP complex; Ino80 complex. Bases 1 to 1401 code for a protein of 466 amino acids. Gene Ontology annotation, biological process: box C/D snoRNP assembly; regulation of transcription by RNA polymerase II; chromatin remodeling.